Pomacea canaliculata is the source of this 1227-nucleotide messenger RNA. RefSeq names its product WD repeat domain-containing protein 83-like. The transcript has 7 exons. The coding region runs from base 114 to 1031 and encodes 305 amino acids. The record is from RefSeq and is a predicted model, not a curated record. Gene Ontology annotation, cellular component: catalytic step 2 spliceosome. Gene Ontology annotation, biological process: mRNA splicing, via spliceosome. Gene Ontology annotation, molecular function: protein binding. Lineage: Eukaryota; Metazoa; Mollusca; Gastropoda; Architaenioglossa; Ampullariidae.
UUGCGGAGGGGGAGCAAAUGUGUAUCAGUCCAAGGGAGCUAAAUCCCUUCAAUGCAACCAGCGCUAGACAAUGUUAAAAUGCGAUGCUAUAAUAGUUGGCUCUAAUUUUUGAAAUGAAACACAAAAUUCCAGAUCACAAGGAACAUGUUCUGGACUGCAAACAAGGAGCUGUCCGGGCUGUUCGAUUCAGUGCGGACAGUAAUUACUGCCUCACAUGUGGCAGUGAUAAGUCAGUAAAGCUAUGGAACCCUCAUCGUGCCCUGUUCCUCAAAACAUAUUCUGGCCAUGGGCAUGAGGUAUUGGAUGCACAUGGAUCUGGAGACAAUAGUCAGAUCUGCUCUGGUGGAAUGGACAAAACUGUUGUACUUUUUGAUGUUGCAUCAGGCCUUGCAUUGCGUAAAUAUCGUGAUCAUGCAGGAACAGUCAACUGUGUUAGGUUUAAUGAAGAGUCAAGUGUCAUUUUGUCUGGAUCAAUAGACAGUACAGUCAGGGCAUGGGACACCAGAAGCCGUGGACAUUCACCUAUACAGAUACUGGAUGAAGCUCAAGACGGUGUCACCAGCAUCGAAGUCUCUGACCAUGAAAUACUGACAGGAUCAGCAGACGGUUGUAUAAGGCGCUAUGACCUACGAGUGGGACGAUUAUAUGUUGACUUAAUUGGCAAGGCUGUCACAAGUGUAACAUUUACACGUGAUGGGCAAUGCAGCUUAGUGAGCUGCCAGGACAGUACCAUCAAGCUCAUGGACAAAGACACAGGAGAAAUGCUAAAUGAAUUUACAGGGCACAAAAAUACACAGUAUAAAAUUGACAGCUGUCUCAAUCAUGAGGACACACUUAUAUUUAGUGGCUCUGAAGACGGGUGUGUUUACAUCUGGGAUCUAAUUGAGGCGAAGGUGGUGCACAAGCUGGACCACAGCUCAACACGAACUGUUCACUCUUUGGCACCUCACCACUCAGAGCCAUCCAUUCUGACUGCUUGUGCUGACAAGGUCUUUUUGUGGAAGUCUUCACAGGUGGAGAGUGAUAGCUAGGCUCUAAAUACUGCUGUGUUGAAUAUUGUUGUGUUUGUGAUAGUCAGAGAUGGUUGUCAGAGACUUGUGAAGCAAGCAUAUUUGAUUGACCAUGAUGAUUCUCUGAAUAUGAUUUUUAUCAGUGAAGAAAUUUUAUACUUAUUUUCAUGUUGUGUAUAGAAGCAUGAGGUGUGAAAUAUAAAAUAUAUGCAGAAGA